AUGAUUAUGAAGCACGGCCAAAGUGAAAAAAUUAUAAAGUGCAGACAUUUUGAAGAUGCAGUUCCCAGCUCUGCUGGAAGAUCAUCAAUCUUCAAGAAGAAAGCAAUAUCAUUUGGUAAUGAGAGCCGGAGCCACCCUUGGCCUCGGGUCAAGACCGGGAACCGAGCUUGGCUGGGCGGCGGGGCAGAACACAGAGCCCCCUCCCGAGUCGCGGCCGAGGCUCCACCACCUCCGCCAGCAUCACGGUCUGAGAACCAACUGGCCCAGCAGCCCCGCUGCCACACCAACUGCCUGGAGGCGCCGCUGUCCCGGGCCUUCCGGCAGCUGGGCUGGAAGGUGGGCUCGCAACCCUGGAUCUUCCUGCUGCUGCCCAUGGUGUUAACGGCUGUUCUCGGCACUGGCCUGAUUUACCAGCCCCAGGAUGAAGACGACCACCUCGAGGAGCAGUACGCGCCGGUAGGGAGACCCACCAAGGCAAGGUGUGCGCUUCGAACCAGGGCCCCUGUGUCCUCCCCUCCUCCCAUCCCACUCUUUUUCGCCUGGGAAAGGAACAAGGGCCUCAACCUGAAAACCAUCACCUUCCCCAUCUACAGCCAAGCCGGUCAGAUUGUCUACCCGGCCAACAUCCUGGGAGGAACUGCCUUAGGCGAGAGGAUGGGGCUGAGCCCCAAAGUUAUGCGGCUGCAGCGCCACCUGAAGACAGGUGAAGGAGAGGAAAAGGAACGUAGCAAGGCGUGCAUGAUCCAUUUCCUGAGAAGCCUGGCAGCCUUGAAAAGAGUCUGUCUGGCCUUGAAGAAGAUCAAGGUACCUAGUGGCUGGGGUUUAUAG
Rangifer tarandus platyrhynchus (Svalbard reindeer) is the source of this 828-nucleotide messenger RNA. Lineage: Eukaryota; Metazoa; Chordata; Mammalia; Artiodactyla; Cervidae. The record is from the annotation of a GenBank genome assembly.